Molecule: messenger RNA, 1164 nt
Organism: Dracunculus medinensis (Guinea worm)
Lineage: Eukaryota; Metazoa; Nematoda; Chromadorea; Rhabditida; Dracunculidae
Source: the annotation of a GenBank genome assembly
AUGACUCGUAAAAAAUUUAAAAGAUUAUUUAUUCUUCUUCUAUUUCUCCAACAGUCAUUUUGUCAACGGGUAGAAUGGGAUGCGAGCAAUUUUCCGAAUCCAACAGCUGGUGAUUUUAAACGAUGCAACAUGAAAACUACUGCAAAUAUUUGCGAUCCGGAUCAGGUUCUUAGCGAGCAGGAACGCUAUCGUCUCAAUCAUGAGCUUCAUCAACUCGAGUCGCGCACACGACAAGGUCAUGCUCCUGACUUUUGUCAAAAGAAAGGCAUUACGGCAGCAAUGGCGAUUGCUAAGCAUGUUAGAGGAGGUAGUCAAGAGGCAGUAAAGGAAAUGGCGAAUCAAAUGUUACGAAAGUGGUCGUUAGAUAAUCAGUGUCAAAAAUCGGUUGUCAUUGUGGUUGCAACUGAGGACAAACGCUUUUGGGUUGCUAGAGCUCCGAGAGUUCCGGUUUAUGCUGCAGAAUUCACUCAAAUAUUCAUCGAUCAGAAGAACUUGUUUGAACAAGGACAGUAUCAACAAGCGCUGGCAAACAUUGUCCAGCAAACAUGGGAAAGAGCAUUGUCGAAGCAAGGUCCUGGAGCGCCUGAAGGCCCAGGGCCGGUGGAUGGCGAUUUCGGAAAAGGUGGCAUACCGGAGAAACCAAGGUAUGGUCCAGAUGGCCCAGGUUCGAAGAUGAUGAAGUUACCCAGCAUACCUUUUUGGAUUUGGCUUGUUCUCAUUUUGGUCGUAAUCCCCAUACUCUGCUGUUGUUGUUGUUUAUGCUACUGUUGUUUUUGCCGCGGAAAAGGCUCCUCCGGAACAUCGAGACGACAAAGGCCAUCUGACAUUGGAGGAGGUGGUGGAAUAGAAAGCGGUGGUCGUCCUGGAAGAUCUGGCAUUGGCGGUGGUGGUCUAAAUAAUUUCCUCGGUGGUUUAGGUGGAGCCGGUAUAGGCAGUAUCGCUGGCAGGAUGUUGAGUGGUGGAAGUAGAGGAGGUGGCCUUGGAGGAUUGUUCGGUGGUCAUGGUUCUAGGGGUGGUGGUGCUAUGGACAUGAGUGGAUACCAGGGCGGAGGUGCAUACCCUUCAGCACCUUCUUAUCCUACCGGCCCAAAAAGCGGCGGACGUGGUCUUUAUCCGUCAGCUGUAGUUGAGGACGAAGGUGGCGGCGGAAGUUGGGGGAGGUAA